AUGGCUUCACACGGCUUUUGGUCUCUGGGCGCAGAACCCGGCGGAGACAGCGGCGGUCAAAGCCCCGUCACGGCCAGGGCUUGGUGCCAAGCGGCAGCUCAGAAAUUCACCGGAGGCAUCGGAUCCAAAUUAUGUGCGCUGCUGAAUGUUGGAGAGGUGGAGAAGAGCGCGGAUGGAGCUGAGAAACGGGAAACGGAAACCUGCAGCUGCAACACCAAACCCUGUACCUGCUCCAAAACACACCUGGGCUUCUCCGAGCUCUACUCUACAGAUCUUCUCCCCGCGUUAGACGGAGACCUGAAGACCAUGACUUUCCUGCAGGAGGUGGUGAACAUUCUGCUGGCCUACGUCGUGGAGUCUUUCGACAGGUCGACCAAAGUGAUUGAUUUCCAUUAUCCCAACGAGCUGCUGCAGAGGAACAACUGGGAGUUGUCGGAUGAGCCCGAAACCCUGGAUGAUAUUCUGAUCAGCUGCCGCGCCACGCUCAAAUACGCCAUCAAAACAGCUCAUCCCAGGUACUUCAACCAGCUCUCCACUGGAUUAGACAUGGUCGGCCUCGCUGCUGACUGGCUCACAUCCACUGCCAACACCAACAUGUUUACUUAUGAGGUGGCUCCUGUGUUUGUCCUGCUGGAAUACGUCACGCUGAAGAAGAUGAGAGAGAUCAUUGGUUGGGAGGAUGGCCGCGGGGAUGGCAUCUUCUCACCUGGUGGCGCCAUUUCUAACAUGUAUGCCAUGUUGCUGGCUCGCUACAAGAUGUUUCCUGAAGUCAAAGAGAAAGGAAUGUCAUCAGUGCCCAAGCUGGUGGCCUUCACAUCCGAGCAUAGUCAUUUCUCCAUCAAGAAGGGAGCUGCAGCUCUGGGAAUAGGAACAGAGAGUGUGAUUUGUAUCAAAGCUGAUGAGAGGGGAAAGUUGAUCCCUUCUGACCUGGAGAGGAGGAUAGUGGAGGCCAAGCAGAAGGGUUAUGUACCAUUCUUUGUCAGUGCCACAGCGGGAACAACCGUGUAUGGAGCAUUUGAUCCUCUGAUCGCCAUCUCAGACAUCUGUAAGAAGUAUAAUGUUUGGAUGCACGUGGAUGGCGCCUGGGGUGGGAGUCUGCUCAUGUCCCGGAAACACAGGUGGAAGCUCAACGGAGUCGAGAGGGCGAACUCCAUGACGUGGAACCCCCAUAAGAUGAUGGCCGUGCCCCUGCAGUGCUCGGCGCUGCUCGUCAGAGAGGAGGGUUUGAUGCAGAGCUGUAACCAGAUGCAGGCGUGUUACUUGUUCCAGCAGGACAAACACUACGAUCUGAGCUAUGACACCGGGGACAAGGCUCUGCAGUGUGGGCGCCACGUUGACAUCUUCAAACUGUGGCUCAUGUGGAGAGCGAAGGGCACUAUUGGCUUCGAGGCUCAGAUAGAUAAAUGUCUGGAGUUGUCUGAAUAUCUCUACAACAAGAUCAAGGACAGAGAAGGGUACAAGAUGGUGUUUGAUGGAAAGCCUCAACACACCAACGUGUGUUUCUGGUACCUUCCGCCUGGCCUGCGCUACCUGGAAGACAAAGUGGAAAAGAUGAAGCGUCUCCACAAGGUUGCUCCAAUGAUCAAAGCUCGGAUGAUGGAGUAUGGGACGACCAUGGUGAGCUACCAGCCGCAAGGAGACAAAGUCAACUUCUUCCGCAUGGUCAUCUCCAACCCGGCCGCCACCUUCGAGGACAUUGACUUCCUCAUCGAAGAGAUCGAGCGACUCGGACAGGACCUGUAA
Neoarius graeffei (lesser salmon catfish) is the source of this 1743-nucleotide messenger RNA. It is a transcript of the gene gad2, whose product is annotated as glutamate decarboxylase 2. The record is from RefSeq and is a predicted model, not a curated record. Gene Ontology annotation, molecular function: pyridoxal phosphate binding; glutamate decarboxylase activity. Gene Ontology annotation, cellular component: cytoplasm. The transcript is spliced from 16 exons. Gene Ontology annotation, biological process: GABA shunt. Lineage: Eukaryota; Metazoa; Chordata; Actinopteri; Siluriformes; Ariidae. Bases 1 to 1743 code for a protein of 580 amino acids.